AUGGAGACAGAAGAGAAUUUCAAUCUAUCGAGACAGAGGUCUUCCUCCCCAGAAUCCUCAUCCUCUUCAGAUUCGGUAAGGGGAAGGGGACGUGGCAGAGGACGUGGGAGAGGAAGACGCCCAAGGGGAGUAAGGACAAGAGGUGGGAGAGGUGGAAGAGGUGUAGGUGCCCGCAGAAGAAUCACCCAAGAAACUGUUGCUGAAAGACUUGCAGCUGAAAGGGAGCAGAGAGAUGCUCAUCUUAGGGAAACCAUAUCUAACCUUGAGGAGCAAAACUUGAGGAACCUUGUUCAAACAAUAUGCAACAGGGACCCAACAUUUGUUUUUGAUAUUUUGAAUGAGGCAUCUCAAAAUGAAAGAAGACAAGGGUACCACCCACAACCAUCAGAUGGCAUUCCUAGCUGGUGCACUUGUGACCACUGCAGAGAGAUGCCAUCCGAAAUUGAGAAACUCUAUUGUGGACAAACUCCAACAAAUUGCUUUUCAAUUGUUCCAGUAAGAAAUUCAAUUUACUGAUAUACAGAUGAA
Saccostrea echinata is the source of this 528-nucleotide messenger RNA. RefSeq lists its product as uncharacterized. The transcript is spliced from 3 exons. The coding region runs from base 1 to 516 and encodes 171 amino acids. The record is from RefSeq and is a predicted model, not a curated record. Lineage: Eukaryota; Metazoa; Mollusca; Bivalvia; Ostreida; Ostreidae.